UGCCUAUGGCUAUCGAGCUUGUUCUUGAUACUGCACUCAUCGAUCUGUCUGUCAUUUAGAGAAGAUAUCAAGGGCAUUGUAGUAACUGUGAUUGGGUUGGUGGGAAGUGUGGGAACCAUCUCUAGAAAUUGGAAUCAGCGCCUGACACAAUUCCCAUGCUUCUUCCACCUUGCGACUUCCGUUUCUACGUGAGAUGCUCGCUACCCUUGUGUGAACCGUCUGUGAGGGGAGAGAGAGAGAGAGCGAGAGAGGCAAAUUAAGCAACUUCCUCAGCAGGGAGAGAGAGAGAGAGGCAAAUUAAGCAACUUCCUCAGCAGGGUUCUUUAGAUUUGAAGCAAAUAGGAGCUGCGAUAUAUUAUAAAAACCAAACAGGGAGGCCGGUCGGAGGAACAGAGAGACCCUGUUGCUUCUCUCUCUUUACUUAGAGAUAUCCAUUUCCUGGAGACUUGAGAGAGAGAGAGAGAGAUGGCGGCAAAAGGGAACUGGAGUAGCAACAGAGGGAGGCCAUAUGCGAUGAUGCUGCUUUUAGCGUUUGGGGCAGCAGCGUUGGGUGUAAUGGUGCUCCACAAGCUUAGGGAGAGGCGCAUUUUCAACCUUGUUGUUCAGGACAAGGACCGCCAGAUCAUGUCCCUUCACCUCCUCUUGCAGAAGGAAAGAGAUUCCACAAAGGAAGUAAAAAGGAAAAAUGAAGAGAUGACAGCAAAAUUAUACUCCCUUGCAAGCCAAAAGAUAGAGCUGAGUAACAGGAUCAUUGAGAUGGAAUCCAUGUCAGAUUCCCUUAAAGAGGAACAGAGAAUCCUGGAGUCAGCACUCGAGGAGAAGCAGAAUGAGAUUAAAAUAUUAAGAGAGAAGGAGAUGGAUUCAACCAAGGCAAUCUCUCAAGUAACAGCUCUAACACAACUCUUACAGCAGAAAGAAUAUGAAAUUGAGGAAAUGAAGCACCACCUCAAAAGCACUGCUCAUAUCUGGUCACCAAGUAUUGAUGAUUCAUCAAAUCCACCUACAAAUCUAACUGCAACAAGGAAUAUAGUCAGUGAAGUUGAAAAUAAGGUGGAUAAGAAGAAAGUGGAUGGUGCCAUUGCUAAAGAGGGGGGACUUCAAGAAUCUAAGAAUGCCAAAGAUGGCCAGAAUCUAACAAUGCACGAAGGAAGGAUUGAAAAUGGAAAAGAUGAUAUAGGGCAGACAGAAAUUCUAAGAGAAGGCUUGUUGCAGAAAUUGGAAAAUAAUAUGGAUGGUGAAAGUUCUGAAGAACAAGGUGAAAAUGGUAAAAGGAUUUCAGAUAAGAGUCAAGGAAUGGGAGAAAAUAAAGAUGAGAAGUUUGAGAAGCCUAGAGGUUUUCAAGAUGGUGAAGUUUCCAGAGUGGCAAGUACAAUGAAUAACAGAACUAAUGACGGAAACUCUCAUGAUUCUCAAGUCUCGGAAACUAAAAAUGAAUAUGGUGAUUCAAAAGUAAUGGACAGUAAAGAACAUGACACCAUCAGAGAUGAACAGCCCAAAAGACUCCACUAUGGCAAAGGUCGGGAUCCUGAUGUGGUUGCUAAUGAUAGGAUAAAGUUAGAAAUGGCCAAUGGCUCUCAAAAUGGUGACGGUUCUAGCAUGAGAGGAAUACAUGGUUCCAGAAGUAAGAUGAAGGGUAAGAGAUGGAGAAUGGUUUCUGAAAAUAGGGAAUUGAAGAAGAAUCCGUCGGAUGGUAUUGGUAUGGACUUACGGUCUAGAACCUCCGAUAAAGAUGAAGCGAAAACAGGCAAAAAGAGACAGAUGUCAGAAAUUGGGAAUUUGGAAAGGUUUAUGAGCUACCAAGUUGAUAAAAAAGGCCUGAAUACGAGAGAUGAACAUGCUCAUGGAGAUACAGUUGCGAAUGAAGAACAGGGAAAUGGGCAACUGGAAAUGAUUGAAAGGUCUAAAACUGUUGAAAUAAGAACGAAUGACGAUAACCAAAUAAGAUUGGAGGGUAAAGAGGAGAAAGAACUUCCAAAUAGAGGAAGAUCAGAGAUGCCCAAGAAUUCCACAGGUCGAAGUUCUCAACAUGCUGAACAUUUGAUGGUCGAUGAUACAAGUGCCAGUACAGUUCAUCAAGAGGGGAGGAAUGGCGAAGUUAUUUCUAAAAAUGAGAAAUUGGUAAAGCCACAGAGCUCUCUUUAUGGAGAAGGGUUAAUCAGAAAUGUCAUUGAUGAGGCUGAAGGACGUGCUGUAAACGUCUUUGAACAGCCAGUGGACCAAGAAGCAGGUAGUAUUCGAAGGCAAGACAUGAUAACAACUACAACCAACAACAGAGAAAGUUCAGAGAAAGCCACUGGAUAUGAAGAGCAAACAACUCUGGAGGUUGCCCAUAUUGGUGAACAAGAAGAAGCAAAUGAUAUUGAAGCUGAUGAGGAGGCAAAUGGAGGGAAGGAUGGCGAGACUGAAUUCUAGAUGACAACCACGGGUUUUCCUACCAAGCUGUAAUGUUUUCACACUUCGUAGGAGGAUUUUACUUAUUUAGGCAGAAAGAAAAUUUUCACUUACAUGAGUCAGUUUGACAAUCGCUGAUGUGGCUGAAUUGAACGACUUAUAGCCUUGUGUUUUUAGUGAUCAAAUAAUAAAAUAUUUGCAGGAAUAGUAAGCAACCAA
Messenger RNA from Nelumbo nucifera (sacred lotus), 2610 nucleotides. RefSeq lists its product as uncharacterized. Lineage: Eukaryota; Viridiplantae; Streptophyta; Magnoliopsida; Proteales; Nelumbonaceae. The record is from RefSeq and is a predicted model, not a curated record.